Molecule: messenger RNA, 2086 nt
Organism: Quercus robur (English oak)
Lineage: Eukaryota; Viridiplantae; Streptophyta; Magnoliopsida; Fagales; Fagaceae
Product: L-ascorbate oxidase homolog
Exons: 8
Coding region: 144-1778 (544 amino acids)
Molecular function (GO): oxidoreductase activity; copper ion binding
Source: RefSeq, a predicted model, not a curated record
UGGUCAGUUAUCACUAGCCACAUUAAAGUGUCUCAUUCUGUAACAAUUCUUAAACCCAUAAGAGAGACUCUCUCUCUCUUUCUCUUCUCAUAGUCUUUCUUUCACAAUCUUGAUCUAUCUCCUUCAAUCUUCUCCUGCUAAAGAUGCUGCUAAAACUAGCCGGAGUUUCUGCAUGGAUUUUCUACACCAUCUUUAUUCUUUUGGGUUUUGUUAGUGCUGAGGAUCCUUAUAGGUUCUUCAACUGGAAUGUCACCUAUGGUGACAUAUACCCCCUCGGUGUUCGUCAACAGGGAAUUCUUAUCAAUGGCCAAUUUCCAGGGCCUGAGAUAUACUCAAAUACCAAUGACAAUUUAAUCAUAAAUGUGCAUAACAGCUUAAAAGAACCAUUCCUUUUGUCAUGGAAUGGGAUUCAGCACAGAAGAAAUUCUUAUCAAGAUGGAGUGUAUGGAACCACAUGCCCUAUCCCACCAGGCAAGAACUUCACCUACACACUACAGGUGAAAGAUCAGAUUGGUAGCUUCUUCUACUUCCCAUCUCUUGCAUUUCACAAGGCAGCUGGUGGCUUUGGACCCAUCAAAAUCCUCAGCAGGCCUAGAAUUCCUGUUCCAUUUCCUGAACCAGCUGGGGAUUACUCUAUUCUCAUUGGAGAUUGGUACAAGGCUAAUCACACAAACUUGAAGGCUGUCUUAGAUCGUGGUCACAGGCUUCCCUCCCCCAGUGGCAUUCUAAUCAACGGUCGAGGACCAAAUGGUACUUCUUUCACUGUUGAACAAGGAAAAACUUACAGGCUUAGGAUUUCAAAUGUGGGUCUUCAAAGUACACUCAACUUCAGAAUUCAGGGACACAAGAUGAAGCUUGUUGAAGUUGAGGGCACUCACACAAUCCAAACCACCUAUUCAGAGCUUGACAUCCAUGUGGGCCAAUCUUAUUCUGUGCUAAUCACAGCUGAUCAGCCAGCUCAGGACUACUUCAUUGCAGUCUCAAACCGAUUCUCUACCCGGGUCAUCACCACCACAGGAACCCUUCGCUACAGUAACUCCAAACGACCAGUUUCCGGCCCAAUUCCCGGAGGACCAACCACCCAAAUUGAUUGGUCUAUAAGGCAAGCUCGGUCAAUCAGGACUAACCUUACUGCAAGUGGACCAAGACCAAACCCACAGGGAUCAUACCACUAUGGUCUAGUUAACAUUACCAAGACUAUCAAACUAGAGAGCUCUGCUGCUCAAGUUGAUCGCAAGCAAAGAUAUGCAGUUAAUAGUGUGUCUUUUGUCCCAGCUGACACACCCCUUAAGAUUGCAGACUACUUCAAGAUAAAAGACGUUUUUCGCGUUGGAAGCAUCUCAGAUAGUCCCCCUUAUAAAAAGAUGUACCUUGACACAUCAGUCAUGGGUGCUGAUUUUAGAGCCUUCGUUGAGAUUGUGUUUCAAAACCAUGAGAACAUUGUUCAGAGCUGGCACAUUGAUGGAUACGCGUUCUGGGUUGUUGGAAUGGAUGGAGGAGUGUGGACACCAGCUAGUCGAAAACAGUACAAUCUAAGAGAUGCAGUUUCACGAUCCACCACACAGGUAUAUCCCAAGUCAUGGACUGCUAUUUACAUGGCACUUGAUAAUGUGGGAAUGUGGAAUGUGAGAACUGAGUUUUGGGCUCGGCAAUACCUUGGACAACAAUUUUAUCUCCGCGUAUACUCACCCGUUGAGUCAAUGAGGGAUGAAUAUCCAAUUCCAAAGAAUGCUCUUCUCUGUGGCAAGGCUGCAGGCAGAGAAACAAGACCUCUUUAAGCAAAAAAGCUGAAGAAGAAUGAAUUAACCAUUACAAUUAUAUAUAAUCAACCUCAACUUGGGGUUGCAUUCUUUGCUACAAAGUUUUGCUUGGUUUAUAAUUAUGUAAAAUUAUUGUUCCAGCAAUAAAUUCUUGUAUUAGAAUUUUUUUUUUUAGCAUUUAAUUGGAUACAAUCUAGUUUUGAUGAAUAAACUAGAUAGAAUUUUCUCUGUAAACGUUUACCAACUCAUUUUGCUGUGUUUAUUAAAGCAAGCUUGUGGCAAAACAAAGGAUUAUAUUGUUAUAAGCCUUUCUUGGGCGUUUCUUA